Messenger RNA from Pseudogymnoascus destructans, 3330 nucleotides. RefSeq lists its product as uncharacterized. The record is from RefSeq and is a predicted model, not a curated record. NCBI's taxonomy places the organism in Eukaryota, Fungi, Ascomycota, Leotiomycetes, Thelebolales, Thelebolaceae. The coding region runs from base 887 to 3274 and encodes 795 amino acids. The transcript is spliced from 4 exons.
GCUAAAUGCGCCAGAGGUGUGCAAAUUUAGAAAGUGAAGCUCAUAAUCUGGGCUCUUAGUGGCCCCUCUCUUCGCCCUCGGCAUAUGUCAGGCUUCGGUAAUAGGGGCAGAUGAACAGCCGCCCUCGGAGAGGUUGACGAAGAUUCCUCCUUCCUUGGCCAGGAUUUUUCUUUUUCGUUUCUUAUCACUGUUUUCCAAGUUUUGGCACGGAGCGGCUGAAGAUGGGUUUUGUGAAUAGCUUCAUACAUCUCACGUUCCCCCUCCUGUGUCGUUGCGCUAUGCUCAUCAUCAGUUCCUAUUCUCUACUACUUUGUCAAUAUGGCAUGAUCAUCCCUAUUUCCGUGAUUCUCAGUCACAAACCGUUAUUUUCAAUACGCCCUUUUCUUCAACACCGUCAUUAUCCUCACAACCCGCUGUGAACCGGCCGAGUCGCCAAAGCCGCCGAAUCGGCACAGGUGAUUCACUCACCCGCUGGCGCUGGCUUCGUUAUAUCGGUCUUCAUUUUCGUCUUUGCUUCCUCUCCUUCUUUCAACCUACGCCUCAACAUAUCGAACAUAUACGACUUCUAUUCCUCCAGAGCGUAUUCAUCCACCCGGGCUGGCCCCAUCAUUCGAGCUGAUCUUUCAUAACAUUCACACCACGACCACUAUCACGAGUUGCCACGAGCGUAUUUGGAUUUCAACAGACAGAUACUUAUUCAUUUAUCGUUACAGAUUCAUGCUGGGUCGUGGUAUCCUUUCUUACAUUCAUUAUUUGUGAGAGCGCUUGCUUCGACGCAUUUUUUAUUCAAAGAGUCAAAGUCUGGUUCUAUUCCGUUCAAGGAAGAUAUUGAAAGAAUCACUCGAGCGGGCCAAACCACCAGGAAGUUCUGAUACUGUUAUCAAAGAUGGUUGGCACGCAGAAGUGGUCGAUGGAGGAGAUUCUUUGGGUGAUUACGAUGGUCAAACAAGGGUUGAAAGACGAAGAGAUAUAUGAGAAAUUCUGUGGGAUAUUCAAGAACGCAAGACAUGUCAGAGGAGCAAGCAGUAUCAAGUACUGCAGGACUGGAUUUAUGAAACAGGAAGAGUACUCUCAGGAGAAGUACUGGGAGGAUUCCCCCGGGAAGAUAGGAUUCGUCCUUGGCCGCUAUGACGCUGGCGUCUAUAACGGCCACCAGGUCGUGGCUGAUGUAAUGCACCAUUUCCCAGCCCAUAUCUGGGUCCCGCAUGUCAAGCCAACGGCCAGAUUCUCUGGCUAUACUCGAGAAAAUCCUCUCGUUGAGCCUGUCCUCUGUCUCACCAAAGACGGGGUAUCACCCGGGGAGAUCUUCAGGACCGCAAACGAGAAUGGAAUUAGCCUUGAUGAUAUAUACUAUAUCAUGGCCAGGUUUUGGAUGGAAGUGAAUCCACGCCCAACUGCUCUGGACAACUCAACAGCUGGCGCAAGCACAAGCCAAGCUGCUCCAGCAAAUGGCAAAGCAAGGCCACUCAUUUUUGAGCUACCUCCACCGGACUCGAACAAGAAAUCCACAGCUCAUAUGUCUCAGCACAACACUCAUCGUUCCUCCUCCGACAGAAAUUCACAUUUGCCUCCUCACGAUCACGGAUAUGAGUACUUCAACGGGGCGGGGCAUCAGGUGGCAUAUCCUGGGGUGCAAACGGAUUUGGAAACGUCUUUGUUGAAUUCCGGAUACCCACAGCAGAUAUCAUCUGGGGCAUCGUCUCAGGCACAACUACAUGAUCUCCAACGCCUUCCUCGGCCAGGACUCUUUCAGCCGUCACAACAGCAUGAUAUGAGAUUCCAGUAUCCACACAUACCCCAAGAUUGCCAACUGCAGCUCCCGAUGGCACCACAGCGCUUUGAGCAGCGGAAUCUUUGGGGAUACGCCGGAGAGUACCCAAGUCCAACUAUUCAACAAAACAUACCUGGGCACUUCAAUCAGCAAAAUUGGGGCUAUGAUUCUACCUUUGGAGGGCAACAGAUAGUACCAGAACAUCCUCAAAGUGGUUUCGGGGGCUAUCAACAGCCUCCUGGUCAUCUUGGCCAGCGGAACUAUGGCAGCUUGUCACAACCAGGGCAGUUCUCAUACCAGGCUCUGCCAGGUCAUAACCUAUCGCAAGCCUUCUAUCAGCACCCUCAGGUUCUUACUCAAGGACGCCAGCGGCCUGAUAUUCCAGUUACAGGCUAUGAGAAUAUUGACCCUGCUUUACUGGGAAUGGACACAACCCAAGUGUCACGCCCGGAUAUCGGCAUCACGACCCUCUCCCAGCCUCUUUUGACCCCGCGAAUUGCUCCUCGGGAUUUUCUGCAUCCCUUUGCCUAUUCAGGGAUCCAGAGCGGUCAAGACGUGUCUCCGCUAACAAUUGAAAAUCCACAGUUUCUGGUUACUCUACCACCAACACCGGAGGUGGCGCAUGAUGGAGUUGAGCACAGAGGACAGUCAACGAUACCCGACCCUUUUGCUCAGAGAUCAGUGCUGACGGAACAGGUUCAAUUGGCACUUGGGACUGAGUUGCAUCAUUCCAGUGGAACGAGCGGUUUUGAUCAGGAUACUUUUGAUCAAACUCUCACGUUGUCAAGUGAAACUAAUGAUGCUACCUUUGGACAUGAAAACUCAAGUGAGUCUAUACAUUCCGUGUUGGGUAUCCCGAGUCAGCAGGGAAAUCAGAAAGGGGAUGGAGAAGGUUCAAUUUCUGAGCAGGCAGGCCAAAACUUCUUCCAAAGCCCAAACUCCAUUCUUCAUACUACAGUUGAAGAAACGGUUGCGGGCACCCCCAACACUAACCAAGAACCGCUUGCCGAUGUUCAACACAUGGAAUUGGACAUUUUUGACGAGGUUGCCAAAUCUGGGGAGCUUUUCGAAUUGUUCCCGGAUCUUCAGUAUCAAAAUCUUCGGGGGUGUAACUUCAAUUACGAUGGGUCUAUGAUUGGAAGUGGUGUUAUUGACACUUUCGAAAAUGACUCGUCAAAAAACAGCCUUGAGGCAAAUGGUCUACAGGAUAAAUGGCCUUGUGAUAACAAAUCUUCGUUGGAAGCCAUGGAUGUCUUGGGCAGGAAUCUGGAAACAGAGAUGGCUGGCCCAUUCCUUACCCAAAACUCCUCUGGGUACAACAAUGAUUCCGGUGGAAUUCAGAGUAGCGACCCUGGAGCGUUUGAAGACGAUUGGGCACCGGAAGGGACUUGUUGUGCCCAUCAUCGAAAUUUCGAGUGUUACUUUGAGGUUCCGGAUUCGGACGGUGAGAGUGCUACUGUUUCAAACUUUGAAGCUGGUGUGGAUUUUUCUUUUUACACUUGAUUUCUGUUGAGGUCAGGCACGGAGUUUGAACAAGUGAAUGGAUUACGCAAAGCGGA